AUGUGGGUAGAAGCUUUCCCUCUCCGGCUAACCACCACCGACGCUGUAGUCAAUCGGCUGGAGAAUGAAGUAUUCGGGCGAUACGGGUUCCCAAGGGCGAUAGUUUCCGACAAUGGCCCACAAUUGAUCUCCGUCACCUGGGAUGCCGCACUACAACACUGGGGGUGCUACCAUUGGACGACACCUAUCUUCCACCCCCAAGCCAACCCCGUGGAGAGGCGGAACCAGGAAAUAAAGAAAGGAUUACGCAUACACCUCGACGGGGAGACUCCACAGAUGUGGGACAGGAAACUCCCCAUCAUCCUCUUCACCCUCCGGACGAGAAAAAAUGCCGCCACGGGAACGACGCCCAGCAAUGCCCUGCUUGGAUAUGAACUCCCCAGGCCAGGAGAAUGGCAUGCGACUCAAGCCCCGGCAACUCCCAUCGGCCAAGGUGAAGAACACGAGGAACGGAUCCGGACAGUCCAUCGCAACCAGCACCGCUACCGAUCCAGGUACGCGAAUGUCGGACCAACCAGGGCGCAGUUCUAA
Photinus pyralis (common eastern firefly) is the source of this 531-nucleotide messenger RNA. RefSeq lists its product as uncharacterized. Gene Ontology annotation, biological process: DNA integration. Gene Ontology annotation, molecular function: nucleic acid binding. The transcript has a single exon. The record is from RefSeq and is a predicted model, not a curated record. NCBI's taxonomy places the organism in Eukaryota, Metazoa, Arthropoda, Insecta, Coleoptera, Lampyridae. The coding region runs from base 1 to 531 and encodes 176 amino acids.